AUGGAGUGUAGAUUAGGAGUUUACAUUUCUUGUUUCUACGUUAUCGCAUUCGUGAUAGCUUCUGAAUAUUCGGAGGUUUCGUCUGCACUUCGUAAAUGGGAUGGAAAAGAAACCACAAACAAUGCGGUUCUAGAAAUAGUUACUUUACGCUAUGAAUAUUGUGACCCGUGGUCCGAAUGGAGCGUAUGCGACAGUAACAAUCAACAUCUCAGGCUUAGAUGGUGUGUAUUUAAGAGAAGAAACGCACCUGUCACGGAUGCGAACAACCCAACAGGUAUAUCCAGAGAAACAUUGGAACGGCUUAGAUUUAUAGAAGACAAACCCCGACAGCAUUUAUCACCAGAUGAAGUGGCAGAGCUGUUUUGGCAGCAGGUCAAUUGCACUGACGCAUCGUUGGCAUAUGAUGGUGUUUCUGGUCAAAAACAAUCGGAUACAGACCAAGUGCUCCCAUUUAAUCGUAUAAACGUCGGACAACGAACAGACGUAGUGAACGACCAAUAUACACACAUGGAUUCUGAAGUGAGUAACAUGGUUGGUUACCCAAUAUUAGGGUCUGAACAUAAAAUGUUACAAGAAAAGACCGCAUUUGACCAGCUGAAGCCACAUUGCCAAAUGGAACUCAACAAAAUGAGCCGUGAUAUAUAUACCCGGAGAGAACUUGCUAAGAUAGAACGGGAGCAAGCGAUUUUGCGUCGUGACGUCUCACGACAGCGUUAUGACAAUGUAUGCGCAGGUGUGCUUUCGGCUUUGGACCCUCACAUUCUAUCUCAAAUUGAGGAAGAUAAAAGGUAUGCAAAGGUUGAAUAUGACAGAGCAGAGGACGCUUUGAAACAACAAAUAUCGAAUGCAAGGGUUGCGGACGACAGAGCUCGGGCAAAGAUCUCAGCCAACAACACAACUGGCAACGUGAAAAUUGACCAAUUGCGGCAUGACAUUUAUAAACAAAGACAAUAUGCCAGGGAAGUACAAGUACGGAUGGAAUCCCCUCGUGACGUCGCACGACAGCGUUAUGACAAUGUAUGCGCAGGUGUGCUUUCGGCGUUGGACCCUCAUAUUCUAUCUCAAAUUGAGGAAGAUAAAAGGCGUGCAAAGGUUGAAUAUGACAGAGCAGAGGAGGCGUUGAAACAACAAAUAUCGAAUGCAAGGUUUGCGGACGAUAGAGCAAUAGCUGUUUUCAAAGCUGAGUCGGGACGUUGGGCAAAGGAGAUAGGGUUGGAGGCCAAUGGUGUUAAGGACACAUCACAGAGAGACAGAAGCGCUGAAGAGCAACUUGAUAACAAUGUUCAGAACGUCAAAGAACGAAUACAAAGUGCUGAUCUAACUCCUCCCGACAAACGUGAAGUGCUGGAAGAGGGUAGGUACCAUACAUCCAAUAGUGACCAUAAACCUCACAAUAACUUUAAGGAAGCGACAUCAAUUAGUAAGAAACAAGAUCAAGACAUAUAUGGCAACUUACAUGCAGAAUCACGCUCGGCAGAAUCCAAUGAGUCACUGGUGAAUGAUGGAUCCACCAUAAGUCAUAAGAACAAGUCCAAUGAUCACUUGGCAAAGCCAAACCUGACGGGCCCCACAUCUGGUAAUCAGUCAAAUAGAGUUGAUGUAUCUACGACGAAUAACGGUGUCCAUGAAAAGACCGACGAAUAUGAACCCUUAUCAGACGCUACAGAUCACACAUCGAAGACCGUGUUGAAUCCGGGUCUGUGGAAGAUGCAUGCUCGGGGAACUGAAAAGAGACGAAUCGCACCAACAUCUAGGUACAAUGCGGUUUCUUCGAAAAGUGAUAUUCAGGGUGAAUCAAAGCAUGGCGUCAAUGCCGAAGCCCAGGUAAUCAACAGCGGCGUCAACGAGGCUACCCAUUUCGACGUUACAAAACAUCUAUGGAUUGCAGUAGAUGAAAUGGAUACAAAUAGAUAUGUUAAGGAUUUGGAGCAUGCCAUUGCAAUCACUAAUGGUAAGAGAAUAGGAACAAUCCAACCGCUGCAUGAAAAGCGACACCAUCGGCCACUAACUGGGACUGCACAAACCGGAUUGGAGACACUUAUAAAAGAAAGCAAAAACAUACAAGUGCCACAACCUUCGGUGGAAGUAGGAGGUGAUAAUUCCUACAAAAGCCUUAAUCAUGCAAGCUCACAAGACGGAAAGGGCCUUAAAGAGUGGACGUGGACGUCCAUGCCUUUAGAGUUAGACGAGUUAAAGGGCUCAACGAACCCGAAUCAUAACGGGACACAUAGAGUCGCAGUCAAAGUAAUGCGAAGAACCUCAGGAACCGCGGACGAAGGUAUAAACAUACCAACGAAGUCAUCACCAGCAACAUCAGAAGAACCAACCCCCAAAAAGCGUAAUCCGCAAACAAUAAAGACGGCCGGAGCUGGAUUCGCUGCAUUACUAAUACUCACAGCCGGCUCCGCUGCGUACUACAAGAAGAAACGACUAUGCAGGGCAUCAUCGUCAUCCUUAACGGAAGAGGUCGGUUUUGACAUUUACGAGGGCGGGAAUGCAACCAAUGUGGAGACAGCAGUACAUAUAGGCGACGACAGUUGGGCUGAAACGAUGAAUAACUCGAGUCGGGAUUCGAUUCAUUCUAGCCUUGCACGCGAGUAA
Babesia ovata is the source of this 2601-nucleotide messenger RNA. RefSeq lists its product as uncharacterized. Bases 1 to 2601 code for a protein of 866 amino acids. The transcript is spliced from 3 exons. The record is from RefSeq and is a predicted model, not a curated record. NCBI's taxonomy places the organism in Eukaryota, Apicomplexa, Aconoidasida, Piroplasmida, Babesiidae.